Plutella xylostella (diamondback moth) is the source of this 1453-nucleotide messenger RNA. NCBI's taxonomy places the organism in Eukaryota, Metazoa, Arthropoda, Insecta, Lepidoptera, Plutellidae. The record is from RefSeq and is a predicted model, not a curated record.
CGUAGUGUAAUAGAAUUAUUGUCUAUGAUCUAUGAUGUUAACUUUUUUAUAGUCUCUCGAAUAUUGGCGUUUAGCAAGAAAUAUUGUUCUGUCGAUUCAUGGGUUUUUAAUAAAUUAAAUAACGUUUAUUUAAGUGCACCUGCGGUUUUAUUUUCAUCCCACAACUUUUGGGGGCUCGUCCGGGAUGGAAAUAAGCCAAAGGUGCUGAAGAUGUUGUAAAUAAGGUGUAAAAGGGGUAGCGUGUUGGUGGCGAUUCCCACACAGCAAAGAUGGCGGCGUACUAGAAGGAACAUUAUUGUGAAAAUUCGGUGAAAAUUAUAAAUUAAUGAAGGUGAAAUUAAGGUGGACAUAAAAGCAUAGAAGGUGAUAUAUUUGAAUACGGUGAAAGGUGUAUACGUAAUGGCCGAUAAAGACGACACGAUGGCGGCGGCGGGACAACCCUUGUUGCACAACAUCGAGGCAACAAUACCGCGGUUCUCGGGAGCGGACCCGACGUACACGGCGGCAAAGUGGGUGGAGGAGAUCGGUGACAACGCGGAGGUGUUCAGCUGGUCUCCUUCACAGAAACUGUUGAUGGCGCGAAGGGCACUGACUGGGGUAGCAGCUCUGUGGCUCCGCUCUGAAAAAAAUUUCAAAACAUUCGACGAACUGCAGAAGGCCCUGCUAAAGGAGUUCCCCGAUGAAGUGAACACGAAGGAUAUUCACGAGCUGAUGACCAAUCGAAAGAAAAAACGGGACGAAAGCUGCUAUGAGUACAUGUUAAUUAUGAAGGAGUUGGGGAAGCGGGGUAAAUUCCCGGACUACGUGGCAAUACAAUACAUAGUAGAUGGCAUCGUCGACUUUGAGACGAACAAAGUCAUGCUGUACGGAGUAUCUACCUACUCUGUACUCAAGGAGAGGUUGCAGAUCUACGAAACGAUGAAGAAGAACUCCGCCAAGAAUAACCAUCCGGCGGCGACAACUAUGGCAAAAAGGACAGGUGCAGCGGUAGCGGCGAGAAACACUCCCACACCACCUCAAAGGAGAUGUUUCCAGUGUGGAGACGUGAACCAUUUCGCCAGCGAUUGCAAAAACGGGGUGAAAUGCUACAAGUGCAAUCAGUUCGGCCAUAUUGCUCCGCAUUGUCAUGCAACUUCAAAUACAACAUCAAUGGCAGAGCAUCGAGGCCGUGAGGUUGGUACGAGCGGAACACAGCCACGACGGUCGAUGUGCGUGACAGCGACGACGGCGGCGGCGGCGGCGGCGCACGAUAAUACAGAUGGUGGUCAAGUUGGCAGCACUGCAACAGUCUGUGGAUGUUUUGACACUUCUGACAUGAAUCAGAUGUAACACCAAUAGCUUAUGUACCAGAUCCUGAAAUAAGACGCAAAACUGAACAACUAGUGAAUAAUUACAAGCCUGUACAAACAAAAGAAGCCCCAAUUGAGAUGCAAAUAAUUUUAAAAGAUGAAAU